This is a messenger RNA of Cuscuta epithymum, 348 nucleotides long. The record is from the annotation of a GenBank genome assembly. NCBI's taxonomy places the organism in Eukaryota, Viridiplantae, Streptophyta, Magnoliopsida, Solanales, Convolvulaceae.
AUGAAAGUCAACAUACCCAAGGUUCCUGAUCAUCUCAUGAAUCUUUCGAAAUACACACGCUAUAGUUUGGAUUCGUGUGGUGAGAUUGAUGGUAUCUCCAACAGUCGAGCUUGUAUGUAUGUGCUUGAGGAGGUGAAAAAGUGGAAGCAAAAGAGCUCACCAACUGAAAUUGAUUCUCAUCAACCUGUUAGUAUAAUAGCAAUGGAGGAUGAUGGUAAAGACUAUUCUAAAGAAAGUGUGAACCGACCCAGCUUUCCAGUACACAUUGCGGCUUGGGAGGAACAAAAAAAUGAAAGUGAAACAACCGAAGAAGAUGAUGAUUUUGGAAUGGAUAUGACAGAAGACAGU